This is a messenger RNA of Fonsecaea nubica, 1452 nucleotides long. RefSeq lists its product as hypothetical. Bases 1 to 1452 code for a protein of 483 amino acids. The record is from RefSeq and is a predicted model, not a curated record. Lineage: Eukaryota; Fungi; Ascomycota; Eurotiomycetes; Chaetothyriales; Herpotrichiellaceae. The transcript has a single exon. Gene Ontology annotation, molecular function: hydrolase activity, acting on carbon-nitrogen (but not peptide) bonds.
AUGCCAGAACCGGGAUAUCUGAUCAAGAACGGCCGGGUCCUGACGUGGGAUCAGGACCGGAAAUCCUCGUUCCCCCGGCUCGACAUCCUCGUCGAAGGAGGCCUGAUCACCAAGAUUGGUCCAAAUAUCAACGUCGAAGCCAAAGAUGCGGCGUCUGUCCCAGUCAUCGACGCCACCGACUGCAUCGUGAUGCCCGGCUUUGUCGACGCCCACCGACAUGUCUUCCAGGCCCAGCUGCGGUCGACGGUCGGCAACCACACCCUGCUCGAGUACUGCGCGCACCUCCUGCAAGGGCGCAUGACGUUUCUGGGACCCGAGGACAUGUACCUGUCGCAGCUGUCGGGGGCCAGCGAGGCGCUCUUCUGCGGCGUGACGACCGUCAUGGACCAUUCGCACGUCGUGGUCACUCCAGACCACGCGAGACGCUGCAUCCAGGCCACCAUCGAGUCCGGGAUCCGGAGCGUGUACUGCGCAUCGCCGUUUGCGAUCCCGACGUCGCUCAACCCGAUGAAGCUGCCGGACAUGUCGGUGCACCACGCGAAGCAGAUCGAGCUGUUCAAGACGCUGUGGCUCCAGCAGCCGUUAGGCGGGCCGGGCAACGACGGCCGGGUCACGCUGGGGCUGGGCUUCGACACGAUGCACUGGAUCCCCGAGGCCGAGGCGCGCGAGAUCCUCACCUUCACACGGGACCAUGCUGUCCCCGUGACGUGCCACGACGUGCCGCGCUACAACUUCCCCUCACUGGCAUUCCUGCGCGACAAGGCCAUGCCGCUGCCACCGCAGAUGACCUUGUCGCACACGUGCGAGCCGUCAGCAGGGGAUGUUGAGUUCGUGCGUGCCAACCAGAUCGGGAUCGUCAGCACGCCCGAGUCCGAGAUGGCCAUGUCGCACGGCAUCCCGUCGGCGUUCGACUUCUACCGCAGCCCAGGCUGUCGCAUCGGGCUCGGUAUCGACUCGCCAGCCAUCUGCUCGGGGGAUCCGUUCUUCGCGAUGCGCCUGGCCCUGCAGCAGGAGCGCAUGCGGGCCAACGCCGCCUUCCACGCCCGCGGCAAGCUGCCGGACAUGAUCCCCGCGCGCACCGACGCCGUGCUGUACAUGGCGACGCUGGGCGGCGCGGCGGCGAUGCACAUGGAGGACAAGAUCGGCAGUCUCGAGGUCGGCAAGUGCGCCGACAUUGUGCUCGUGCGCACCGACGCGCCCUCGAUGGUCGGCAGCGUGGACUUCUCGACCGCGCUGGUCACGCACGCCGCGGCUGCUGACGUCGAUACCGUCAUGGUCAACGGCGAGAUCGUCAAGCGUGCGGGCAAACUCGUCAAGGUCGACUGGGACGACUUGAAGGUCAAGCUGGCCCGCAACCGCGAGGCGCUCGAGGAGAAGUUCCACGCGGUCGAUUGGGAGUGGAACAAGAAUGACCUCAAGGAUCUGUGGGGGGUGCGCGGUGUUUUAGAGUAG